This is a messenger RNA of Paramisgurnus dabryanus, 13282 nucleotides long. Its product is annotated as fibrocystin-L-like. Lineage: Eukaryota; Metazoa; Chordata; Actinopteri; Cypriniformes; Cobitidae. The record is from RefSeq and is a predicted model, not a curated record.
UUGGUAGGGUUAGUUUCUGUGAUUCUCCAGAGAGCCAAACAGGAUUGCAUCUUGAGACAUCACAUCCUGUUUUUAUCCUCUUAUUCGCUUGUUCGAUGUGCAAGGCUCGGGUGGCUCUUACGAAACUUACUCCGAUAAACCACACUGAGUAGUGUUUGCUUAGACUAGAAGUACAGUUGGCAUUGCUUUGAGGUGCGAGUGCUGUAAGUCUUGUAGAAGAUGGGUCGCAUGCGGCAGCAGCCAUAUCUGCUGCUUGCCAUUUGUUUAUCACUGUGGAGCUCUGCAGGAGCACAGAUUGUCAGCUGGUUAAGCAACAAUGUUGGCAGUGUCAAUGGAGGAACAAGAUUGACCAUACAAGGGGAAGGUUUUGCCAGUCAGUUCAGUUUAAAUGCAGAUGACCCAAACGUUGGCAACAGUGUGACUCUGGUGUCUCAGAUGAGAUCGAUUCCCUGUGAUGUUGAAAAAGACUCCAGUCACUCUAAACAGAUCGUGUGCUAUACAAGAGCUAUGCCAGAAGAAAACUACCAGGUGUGGGUUAGUGUUGAUGGUGUGCCAUUUCCCCCACAAUUCUGCUAUUACUGGAAUUGCUUGUUCUGUAGUAGAUUGUACUACACUCCCACCAUUCAAAGUCUUAGCCCACUGUCCGGUCUCCCAGGAACUGUUGUGACAAUGCGAGGAGAAAUUAUGACUGAUGUGUAUGGAAGCAGUACAGACAGAAGAUUAAAUAGAGAGAAUGUGAGAUUCUUGAGGGCAUACAUGGGUGGAAUGCCUUGUGAACUACUGAAACCUGAUUCAAAUGAAAAGUACGGCCUAAAAUUGGAAUAUGAGGGUUCCAGAUGGGGAUACAUGAGUUGCAAAAUGACAGGAACCUAUGUUGGUCAUCAUAAUCUCAGUUAUAUUCUGGAUGGUGCAUAUGGGAGGAGUCUCCCAGAUCUUGAGCUUUUAAGGGUUUCAGCGUUGAACAAGCUUGCCAUGUUCCAGACAUACGCAGAGGUGACAGGAGUUUUUCCAUCUGAGGGCAGUGUGUUGGGCGACACAUCAUUGACCAUUCAGGGACGCUACUUUGAUGAGACUGAUAGUAAAGCAGUGGUUUUAGUAGGAGGUGAAGCAUGCCAGAUUCAAACUAUAUCAGAUAAGAAGAUAGUCUGUGUGACCCCUGGUUAUGAAAAGACCAACAUGACCGUGUUUCCAGGCAGCAGAGGAUUAAAAAUGGAGAUGUGGAAUGACAGUAAUCCCGUCUAUCUAGAAGAUGUUUUGAACUAUAAUGCCAGCAUGUCAGGUUAUUCUGUACAGUGGGUGGAUUCCCUGUCAUAUGUGUGGCCUGUUAAAACAAAUAACUUUGUGGCUCGAUUGAGUGGUUUUUUUGUUCCAAUGGAAACUGAUAACUACUAUUUCCAAAUCAGAGGACAAGAUCAAUGCAUGCUUUAUUUCAGCAAGACAGGUCUUCCACAGGAUAAAGUCAGGAUUGUAUCUGGCACUAUAUACAGCGUAUGGAGGUCAGAGGUCAUGCGGUUAGAAAAAGGAAAACUGUACUACAUUGAGGUUCUAGUGCAGAAACAUUAUUAUGAUUAUUAUUAUUAUCAAGCUUCAGUUGAUGUGUCAUUUUUCAAAGACAUCAGUCCUUUCACGGACCAGCAGACUUCAGAAGCCAUCCAUGAGAAACAGCAGAUAAAUGCUUUCUAUGACAUUUUUCCAGAGAAACAGGUGAUUCAUCUCGAGGGUUGGGCUUGGGCACCAGUAAGUGCCAUCCAAGAGGUGCAAACCUUGAGAAUUAGCAGUGACUGCUUUUCUCUGAGCAUCUGUGAAAACACGUAUUACAUCCUGGCAUACGGAGAUCAGAAAACAGGGCUGAUUCCAGUCAGUGCAUCAGCGUUGGAGUUACAGAACAUUCUGAAUGAUUUGUGGACGAUUAAACCAGACAAUGUUACAGUCACAAAGCAGGAACUGAGCACAGAGUCACUUUACAAUGUGACAUUCAACUCAAACAGAGGUGACUUUGAGGAUCUUCAGUAUUGGACCAUGGAGACAGAUGUAAACAUCACAGUUACUGAAGAAGUAAAAGGGAAGGCCAGUCUGGAGAGUUUCACACUGAUGUGGGAUGGAGUUCCUUCUUCUCCUUUGCCGUAUGAUGCAUCUGAGACUGAGGUGCUGGAUGCAAUAAAUGGGAUGCUCUUUGCUAAAUGUCCAUCUCAGAUUCCAACCACUGAAAAUGUCAAUGUGAUAUUUUUCAGAGAUUAUGAGGAUAACAGAUUUUUAGACUCAGAGGUCACACAUUUUGAAGCGUUCUGUGGCCGCUCGUCUGCAAAGAACCCAGGGACUAUAUUUUACUACUAUGACACAUCCUACAUCCCAGUGCCACUACAGACAUACAAUAUUCUCUGCUUGGCCUACAAAGGCCAUCUGAUGAAUAAACUUGAAGUGUACUUCAGUCACUACAACAAUGCAGGUUAUAACCAAGCGGAAACUACACAAAUCUCUGUGCAGUUUGACUCAACGGAAGAGUGGAAAUACACGUGUGUGGAUCUCCUAGAUUCCAUUCAGCAAACCUAUAUAGGCACCAACUACAAUCUGUAUAGGCUGAGUUUGUACGGAGCGAGUGAUAACUCAGUUUACUACAUAGACACUGUUCACAUUGGACGAGCAUCAACUGCUUUAGAUCCUAAUGUUAUAAUGCGAAGUAGACGCCGACCUGCUUUUGGCAGCUCAGGACCUAUCUUUUCUGUCAUUUAUGUCAACAAACAAACAAACGGUCUUCAAAUCAGCUAUGAGAUCACAGCAUGGCCAAACAACUGUGGCUUUGGCAUCCCAUUGUUUGAAGUUGGCUUUCUGCAGAAAAUGCCCAACAGCACAGAAGAUCUAAUGAUUCAACGCCAGGAGAAUGCCACAGUCACCAUUAACCGCCUUUACAAAGCCAGCCCCCCUCUUACUGGAACCUUUGAUGUUUUAAUUUUCGGUCAACGUGUUGAGGGCCUGCCAAUAGACAUCAGUGCUGCGGAUCUGAAGUACGCCCUACAGAGGAUUCCAGAGCUCGGUCAGCUGGAUGUGGAGAGAUCUGGAGAUUGCAGAGGUUACAGAUGGGACAUCCGGUGGCUUUCCAUCGCUGGCAAUCAGCCACUGUUAGAGAUUAAUUCUUCUGCUGUGGUUGGAGUGAAUCCUUCUAUGACAUCUCAUGAGGUUCAGCAAGGAGGACUCUUCAAACAGAAAAUUAUGGGAGACUAUCUGCGCACCCCAACAGAUAAACCACAGGUGGAGGUUUUCAUCAACGGCAUUCCAUCAUGGUGUUCGGGUGACUGUGGUUUCACCUGGAGUGAAUCUAAGACACCAACAGUGACAGGAAUUUCUCCUGAAAAAGGUUCUAGUGGUUUGCCAACUAUUCUGAACAUAACUGGAUCUGGAUUUGAUGGUGGCAACGUCACUGUAAAGACUGGUGAUGUGGAAUGCUCUGUCCAAGAGGUCACCAACAGCUAUAUAACCUGCAGAGUUGGCCCAGCAAGUGCUGGUAUGCAACCAGUGUCUCUGAGUUUAUCUGGGCUGGGCAAUGCCCGAUACGAGAAUGGCAACAGUUUUAACUUCACACAUCUGAUAGGAGUGACCUCCAUAUACCCCACUACAGGGAGCACCGCAGGAGGGGCGAUUCUGACUGUGUUUGGUUAUGGAUUCAGUAUUAAUACAGCAGUCACCAUUGGCACGCAAUCUUGUAAUGUUACUGAAGCAGAAUUUAGCCAGCUGAGAUGCAUAGUUCCUGCUGGUUCAGCAGGUGAACAGACAUUAACACUGACCAUGGGAGAGAUAACAGCAUCUUUAACCAACUCCUUCACAUACAACAACACUCUGAUGGCCACCAUCACUGCUGUCAGCCCAGAAACUACAACAGUAUUUGGUCUCAGAGUUCUCACCAUCUUGGGCAGAAAUUUUGCGGUGCAGGUCAAUGGCAGCUCUGUUCUUAUUGGUGAGACAGAGUGUGAAUUGUUGCAGUGGACCAAUGAAAACAUUAUCUGCAUGUUACCCACACUCGGCCCAGCUGUAUACGACAUCCGUGUGAGAGUCGGGAACCAGGGCUACGCCUUAAUCAGUGCUGGUGUUAGUAGCACCAUAGAGUAUGUUCUGAAGGUGACAGGUUUCUCUCCACCGCUGGGCUCCUUGUAUGGAGGAACCACCAUCACCAUCACCGGCUCUGGGUUUAGCUCAGUCCCAACAGACAACAAUGUGACUUUGGGAGACACACAAUGCCAAAUAACAGACGCUUCAGAACAUCAGCUGAUGUGUGUAACGCAGCAUACAGAAAAAAUAUAUACAGUGACAAACCAAGGUUUUCACCACGUGUAUGGUCAAGGUUAUGCCUGGAGUCCCUCUGCACUUCUAGUCUCAGUGGGAGAUACAGUGGUUUGGAGCUGGGAAGCACCUGCUUUUGUUUCUGAUGUGGGCUACAGGGUCUUCAGUGUGUCCAGUCCCAGCAGUACUGAUUAUGAUGGCAUUGUUUUCAACAGUGGAGACACCAAAACCACCAGAGGGUUCUUUGCUUAUCGUUUCACAUCUCCUGGAGUUUAUUACUAUAGCAGUGGUUUCGUUGACUACUAUAAAUGGAUAACCCUACAGGGUGUAGUCACUGUUAGGCCUCUGGAGGAGAAAACUGUUGAGCUUCAGGUGUCUGUAGCUGGAAUAAAAGCAUCUGUAAAUUCAGCUUCAAGACAAAUAAACUCAUCUGAUUCUGAGUGUGUGGCCACAUCUGACUGUGUCCAAGAUCAGCUGCAGACUUCUGAUGGUCUGACCUUCAGUUUUACUUCCUGUGCCAGUCCCACUGUAGAAAAAAUUACUCCUGACCACGGAACCACACAUGACAUCAUCAACAUCCUGGGAUCUGGCUUCAGCAGCACUUCCUGUGCAAAUGAGGUCAGAGUUGGAGAUAACCUGUGUCAAAUCAUCAGCAGCACAUCCACUGAGAUUAACUGCAGACUCAGUCCUGACAGUGGUUCUCCAGUGGGCAUCCCCCUACCCGUAACCGUCCGGGUCAACAACCUGGGUACAGCCAUCAUGAGAAUGCCAAAAGAGUACGACCGCAGAUUUGUGGUUCUACCUGUGGUUGAUUCUGUCUCUCCCUCUGUGGGAAGUACGACCGGCCACACACGUCUCUUCAUCUCAGGUUCUGGUUUCUUGAAUGCAUCUGUUAUGGUAGCAAACGCUCCAUGUGACGUGGUUUUCAUGAACUACUCUCAUAUAAUGUGCGACACCUCGCCAUCUCAGGCUCGAAGGGGAAGUGUUGCAGUUAACAUUAACACAAUCUCUUCAUCUUGCAGUUCUGAUUGCAUGUUUCAGUAUUAUGGAUCUAUUGCACCAGUUGUCUUUAUCGUUUCACCUGACUCUGUUACUGGAAACUCUACUACUGUUUUAAUCACCGGAAGAGGCUUUGGGAACAAUACAGCUGAUCUGAGAGUAUCUGCAGAUGACAUUACACUACAAGUCACAGAGGUUACAGAUAGCAGCAUCACACUUUUGGUUGGUGCCCUUCGAGCUGGUGAACAUCUUUUAAAGGUAGUUGUCAUGAGCAAAGGUGUUGCCAAAGGAAUCGUCACACUGACCAGCACAACGCAGGCCACCAUUCAACCAACAUCAGGAGGCAUUGGUGGAGGAACUCCACUGUUGAUUGAAGGAAAUGGCUUUGUGGAAGGAAACACCACUGUGAUGUUUGAUGGUAACCUCCCCUGCUUAAUUUUGGAAGUGACCACGGACAGAGUAAAAUGUAUGACACCUCCUCAUCCCGAGGGACUGGUGCAGGUGGAUAUUUGGGUGUUUAACGUUCAGUACCCAAGUCAAAGUUUUAUCUACUCCAUUGAACAAACUCCAGACAUCACCUCAGUGAGCCCUGUAACAGGUCCUGUAGGAACAGAGAUCACUGUGUCUGGUUCAGGGUUUGGCACAGAUGCAGCGCUCAUCUCAGUGGAGAUUGAUGGUGUGGAUUGUGAUGUGACAUCCAUCACAGACACACAGUUGCUUUGCACUGUUGGGGAACACGCAGGAGGAACGUUUCCGGUUACAUUAUACCAUCAGAUUAAAGGUCAUGCCUUGACACAGUCUGUCUUUGGCUAUGAACUGCUGCUGAUAGGUGUCACACCAAAUGAAGGAAGCUAUGCUGGAGGAGCUGUUGUUGAGAUUCAAGGUUUUGGAUUCGACCCAAACUUCACCAGAGUCCUCAUCUGUAACAGAGAGUGUAACGUAAACGUGCAGACAUCCACAUCUACCCAACUGUACUGUGAAGUCCCGUACAACAAUGGAAAUGAAACAGAUCAGGUCUGUGAGGUUGAAGUGAUGAAUGGAGAUAACAGAGUCAACCUUACAGCCGGCUACACAUACAGAUCCUCUUUGACCCCUGUUAUCAGUGAUGUCACACCACGCAGAGGGGGAACAGCCGGAGGCACCAGACUCACCAUCACUGGAUCAGCCUUCAGUGCCAGUGAAGUUACUGUGACUAUUGCAGGAUCUGUUUGUGAUGUUGAGUUAGCCAAUGAGACACAGAUUAUCUGUGUGACCAAUGCUCAACCAAAAUCUCAAGAAACUAAAGUUCGAGUCUUGAUAGGAAACAGAGGAAUCGCCAGAAUGGAUCAUGCUGAUUUCUUCUACAUUGAUGUAUGGUCAUCUCCUUAUACAUGGGGUGGAGACUCACCUCCUGAGAAAGGCACAUUUGCUGUAAUCACUGCUGGUCAAACCAUUUUACUGGACACCAGCACCCCUGUCCUAAAGAUGCUCCUCAUCCAAGGUGGACGGCUGAUUUUUGAUGAGGCAGAUAUUGAGCUACAGGCAGAAAACAUUCUGAUCACAGAUGGUGGAGCUUUACAGAUCGGGACAGAGCAGCAGCCCUUCCAGCAUAAGGCCAUCAUUACACUGCAUGGACACCUGAGGUCUAAAGAACUUCCUGUCUAUGGUGCCAAGACCCUGGCUGUCAGAGAGGGAGUGCUGGAUCUGCAUGGAAUCCCAGUACCUGUACCGUGGACUCGUCUUUCCCAGACUGCACAGAAUGGCUCCAGUACUCUCACACUGAUGGAUGCUGUCACCUGGAAGAUUGGAGAUGAAAUUGUUAUUGCUUCAACAGGGGACAGUCAUAGCCAAAGAGAGAAUGAGUUGAGGAGAAUUGCCUUGGUUUCGACUGAUGGCAGGACCCUCACACUGACCGAACCCCUGACCUACACUCAUCUGGGUGUGUCUGUUACUCUGCCUGAUGGGACUGUUUUUGAAGCAAGAGCAGAGGUGGGACUUCUUACCAGAAACAUUGUUGUCCGUGGAUCCAACAACCAGGAGUGGAAUGAUUCGAUACCAGCUUGCCCUGAUGGCUUUAACACAGGGGAAUUUGCAGUGCAGACAUGUUACCAGGGGAGAUUUGGAGAAGAAGUUGGAAGUGAUGAGUUUGGUGGUUGCAUCAUGAUUCACGCACCACAACCUGACCAGAACCUGGCAAUUGGCAGAAUUGAAUAUGUUGAGGUUUAUCAUGCUGGACAGGGGUUCCGUCUAGGGCGAUACCCGAUCCACUGGCAUCUAAUGGGUGAUGUUCAGUAUAAGUCAUAUGUGCGCGGCUGUGCCAUCCAUCAAUCUUACAACCGUGCUGUGAGCAUCUACAAAACCCACAACCUGCUGGUGGAACACAACGUCAUCUACGAUAUUAAGGGUGGUGCUUUCUUUAUUGAAGAUGGCAUUGAGACCGGAAACAUCUUGCAGUACAAUUUAGCCGUAUUUGUCAGACAGAGCACAAGUUUGCUAAAUGAUGAUGUGAAUCCAGCUGCAUACUGGGUAACCAACCCAAACAACACCAUUAGACAUAAUGCAGCGGCUGGUGGGACGCACUUCGGUUUCUGGUACCACAUGGAUAAUUGUCCUUAUGGAUCUCCAUCAUAUGAUUCCAACAUCUGUCCGAAAAAAAUACCACUUUUAGAGUUUUUCAAUAACACCGUGCAUUCACAGGGCUGGUAUGGAUUGUGGAUUCUCCCAGAAUAUUUUCCUAUGCAGAAUGAUAACAGCUACUACAGAAUGCCAAUACCAGCAGCAGUUGUCUUCCGCCGCCUGAUCUCCUGGAACAAUGAGAAAGGUGCUGAGUGCGUGAAUGUUGGAGCUGUGCAGUUCAGUGAGUUCCUCAUGGUCAAUAAUGAAAAAGCAGGAGUGGAGACCAAGAGGAUCAAAUGGGACUAUGUCAGUGGAUGGGGGCUGGAAGGAGGUGCAGCUGUGGUCAACAGCACAUUUGUGGGUCAUGUGGAAGAACUGGGUCUGGGAAAUGAUUACUGCACCACGCAUGGUGUUGUUCUGCCUUUGGAUGAUGGUAUGAGUGUCAUCAACACCACAUUUGUGAACUUCAACCAGUCAACAUGCGCAGCUGUCGGGGUGGCAGAAAUCAUUGGAACCUGCACGUUCCGCUGUGGAGGAUGGAGCGCAAGGUUUAGUGGGAUCCAAUACUAUCAGUCCCCCAAUAAGGCCAGGUUCAGAUGGGAGCAUGAAGUGGUACUUGUAGAUACUGAUGGAUCCCUGACAGGCAGGAUUAACUCUAAGGUGGUGUCGAUGAGUAACCUGCUCGACCCAAGUCACUGCUCUCAAGUAGCAGAUUGGAGUGUUGGUGUACCUGGAGCAGUUUGUGACAACACCACUAACUUUCAUCGGCUGGUUAUAUACAAUCCCAACCCAUAUUCAUUUCAGUAUAACAAUGUGACUCUCACCAACUCUUUUGGGUCUUGUGUGCUACCUUUUAUUCAAAUCCUUGUGACCGACUAUAAUGGCUGGAUGGCACUGGUGCCUACAGGCCAAACCUAUAACUGGUAUUUUGAGUAUGAUUACCAAAUCACCAGCAUGUCAUAUCAUGGCAUAAUCUACGGCUUUAAGCCAGAAGAUUAUAUUAUUAUAAAUCACAACUUUACUCAAGCGCCUGAUGCGUUCCACAUUAUAGAUGACAGAAAAGGUGUCUCAAAGCCCCUCGACCCUACUGUGAAUGUAAAUGGCGACUGGUACUUCAAUGAGUCUUCUAAAAAUGUCUAUUACAUGGUGUCUGGAAGAGACAAUGCAGGUAGCCGAAGGAGGAGGAACAGUGUGGACCGGUCGAUUAUAGACAGAUAUAUAUACUUCUAUUCAUAUCAGUGUUACUAUCCGAAGUGUAUCGCACCAACACAACCUCCACAGCUUCCAACUUCUACAACUUCUACAACUGCAUCUGGUCACGCUGGUCCAUUUGUUCCACCUGAUCCACCUGGUCUACCUGUUUCUGUUCCAUCAGACAAUUCAACUUCUUUGUACAAGCCUGAAGCCUUUAAUGGAUGUACUCCCUGGUCAAAUACAUUAUUUUGGAGGUCAAGCCCAGAAAACAACUAUGCUGUACCACAAACAGACUCUGAUGUGGUCAUUCCAUUAGGGACAUGUGUGGUUGUAGAUAUUCAAAUUCCUUCACUGAACAAGCUGACAAUAUUUGGUAUUCUGGAGAUUCCAGACACAAAUAAUGGCACCGCAAACAUCGGUGGCUCACAAUAUAACAACAUUGUUCUUGAAGUCACAUACAUCUCCAUUCAGGGUGGCCAUCUGAUUGCUGGACGAGCUGAUCAACCCUUCAGAGGUGAACUACAGAUCAUACUGAAAGGAAACCAUCUCACACCAGAUUGGCAGUUGCCUGGAAUAAACCAAGGGUCUAAAGUGCUGGGUGUGUUUGGAUCUCUUGAUCUGUAUGGCAUGCCACACAAUGUAUAUCACACUAAGCUGGCCAACACAGUCCAAGCUGGAAACAACGCUCUCUCUCUGGAGGAAACUGUUGACUGGAAGGUUGGAGAUCAGAUUCUGCUGUCCACCACCAGUUAUGACCCAUGGCAGACAGAAAUCCGCACCAUAACUGCAGUCUCAGAUGAUGGCCGCACACUGAUCCUGGACCAGCCUUUAUCAUACACACACACUGGACAAAGGUACAUUGUGCCAGGAUCUUCUAGAAGCUAUCAGCUUGCAGGGGAUGUGGGUCUGCUGACCAGAAACAUCAAGAUCGUUGGACAGGAGUAUCCAGCCAUGAACACACAGUCUUAUGGAGCAAGAGUACUGGUGGCCACUGUCCCAAGAGGAGAAUUUCAUUACAGAGGAAGAGCUCAAAUCAGAAAUGUUGAGUUCUACCACACAGGACAGGAGGGAUGGACCGACCCAUCAGAUCCACGUUACUCUCUGGCGUUUUUGAACCUGGGAAAUGUGGCUGGUGAGUCCUACAUCAAGGGAUGUGCUUUCCAUGAUGGCUUUGCUCCUGCUAUUGGGGUGUUUGGAACAGAUGGACUCAAUAUUGAUGACAACGUGAUCCAUCACACUGUUGGAGAAGGAAUCAGAAUAUGGGGCGAUAACAGUGCUGUCCGGAGAAACUUGGUCACUAUGACACUGUGGCCAGGAUCCUACAAUGAUGCAAUGGAGACUUUAAACACUGAAUGGAAUGCAGCUAUUGAGGUUAAUGAAGCAACCAAUGUGAUUAUUCAAGGGAAUAUUGUUGCUGGUUAUGAACGAGUGGGAUUCAGAAUUGAUGGAGAACCUUGCCCAGAAUCAGAUUCAGUAGCCCGGUGGAGUCAGAAUGAAGCACAUGGUGGUCUGUAUGGAGUCUACAUGAAUAAAGACGGACUUGCUGGUUGCUCUCAAAUCCAGGGGUUCACCGUUUGGAAGAAUUUUGAUUUUGGCCUUUACGUACAAGUAUCUAUGAAUGUGUACAUCUCUAAUGUGACUUUAGUUGAUAAUGGUAUGGGCAUCAUGCCUAUAAUCUACAGUCCUCCAUCUAUUAGCCACGAAUACGCUGAAAAAUCCGUCCAUGUACAGGAGUCUCUGAUUGUGGGCAGCAGCCCUGAUUUUAACUGUUUGGACAAACUGGCAACCAGUGAGACCUAUGUUGCACUCAGCAAAAGCCACAGGGCUCCACGACCCCCUAAAGGUGGCAGGUCUGGAAUUUGCUGGCCGACGUUUGAAUCUGAUCACAACCAAGCACCACAGAAACCUCACCCUGGACUCACGAGCUACAACGCCAUAGCCGGUUUACUGACGGUCUCUGAUACAACAUUUGUUGGGUUCAGAAAUGUGUGUUCCACUGAAAGAAAUUACAUGUUCAUGACCAACCCAGGAAAUGAGGACCUACAACAUCCAAUCAGUGUUGAGAGGAUCUCUAAGAUAGACAGCACUGAAGAAUCUCUAGCGUUCAUUCAUAACCCUGAUCUCAGUAAAGUGAACCCAUCCGACUGUGUGGACAUGGACUGUGAUGCUAAGAAGAAGACUCUGUUGAAGGAUCUGGAUGGAAGUUUCUUGGGUGCAGUAGGAGCAGUGGUGCCGUAUUCAGAGUACGAGUGGAACGGAGACCCGCGGCAUGGAUUGGGUGAUUACCGCAUCCCUAAAGUCAUGCUCACUGCUCUCAACGGCAGCCGCAUACCUGUCAAUCAAAUAGCUCCUAAUAAAGGUGUGAUCAGAGACUCUUGUACAUACAUGAACACCUGGCAGAGCUACAAGUGCUUUGGACUCAAUUAUCAGAUGCUGGUUAUUGAAAGUAUGGACGCAGACACAGAAACAAGACGUCUUUCACCUGUGGCCAUCCUGGGGGACAAAUAUGUAGAUUUACUGAAUGGCCCACAAGACCACAGCUGGUGUACAGGCUACGCCUGUAAGAAGAGAGUCUCUAUGUUUCAUAGCAUUGUGGCCACCAAUAAGUCCUUUGAAAUCUAUUUCACCAGCACAACACCACAGAAGCUGAGACUGAUGAUGCUCAACGCUAAAACUACAGAGGCUGUUAGGGUGGCUAUAUUUUACUCAAACCCUCAGCGGUUAGACGUGUAUUUAAACGACAAUUUAGUCGCUCCAACUAAUGCUCAGUGGAAUCCAGACACCAAAGAUUACACACAGCUUGAGCCGACAUAUCCAGGUGAAUAUCUUCCAAGUUUUGACUCUGAUCACGGUUCGAACUUCUUUGACCCAGACUACAAUAUGUUGUACAUACUUCUCCGUGGCUCACAACCGGUCCAGAUCCGCACUUCCGCGGUUCUUUUCGUGGCCUUCAAUCUCCCGGCCAUGACUGAGGCAGAGUUCUUUGGACCUAAUCUGGUCAGAAAUCUGGCUGCAUUCCUCAGAGUACCACCGAAUAUGAUUCGAAUCACCAAGAUCAUCCGUGAGGGCAGCAGUGCACGAAGACGACGUGCGACUGGACUGACGGUGGAGAUUCAGAUCAGUCAGCCACCCAUACAGACCAUCAGCACCGACAACACAAACACUAUCGACAACACCACCAGCACCACCACUGAUGACCAGCAGUUUUCGGUUCUGAGGAAUGCUGCUGAUGAACUGGGUCGUGCUGCUGUAUCAGGCGAUCUGAGUCAAUCCAUCGGCUUCAGUGUGUCUUCCCUGGACAUGAUCACCCCUCCACCCCCUUCCAGUGACCCAUCCUGGAGUCAAGUGGCCACUCAGGAGGUGACUCGUGAAGACCCCCAGGUGUUGUCAGUCAGCACAGUGUCUUCACUGAUAAUUGUGGUCCAACCGGUGGCUGCGUGGUACCCUGGACCCCUCAGUGUGCAGCCCAGCAUCAUGGCUGUGGAUGCAGAGGGUAACUGUGUGUCUGUGGGUGUGACGAGUUUAACAAUCUCAGCUGUACUCAAAGAUGCUUAUGGGAAUCCAGCAGAGGGACUUUCGGGAAACACCACCAUCCUGUUCAGUGGCUGCUGGGCAAAUUACACAGACCUCAGCAUCUUAAACACUGGUGUGAACCUGAAAUUGGCAUUUAGUCUGAAUGAAUGGAAUGCUGAGUCGAGAUCCUUUACUGUCAGAGAGGGGACCACUCCUGCUCAACCCCCAGCUACAACUCCUGGCCAACCCCCAGCUACAACUCCUGCUCAACCCCCAGCUACAACUCCUGCACCUGUGGUUGUCACCACAGACUUUCCAUGCAUCUUUGACUCCAGUCCGUCAAUCUCAUCACCAUCUGUGUGUCUGCUCGUGCUUUUAACUGCUCUACUCCUCCUGUUCAGAGAAACCUAGAAACUGAACCAAACAAUGUAAAAACUACAAUGUGCCUUCUCUGUCCAUCAUUAUAAAUACAUGAUUAUUGUGGAUUUAUUUCUGUUGCUUUCUCAUAAUUCAAAUAUGUAUCCUUCAUUUCUAUAUUAUCCAUAUUAAGUGUGAAAAAAAUUCUAAUGAUUACUGCAGAACAAUACAUAUAUUACUUAAAAUACAUAUAUAUUAAAAAAGUAAGAUAUUUUUGAAUUUUUCAGUAAAUAAUCCUAUUGCUUUACUUUGAACUAUAAAGGCUUCUGUCAUCAUUAAACAUCAACUUGAG